Messenger RNA from Rhododendron vialii, 1599 nucleotides. RefSeq names its product disease resistance protein RUN1-like. NCBI's taxonomy places the organism in Eukaryota, Viridiplantae, Streptophyta, Magnoliopsida, Ericales, Ericaceae. The transcript is spliced from 4 exons. Bases 1 to 1599 code for a protein of 532 amino acids. The record is from RefSeq and is a predicted model, not a curated record. Gene Ontology annotation, molecular function: protein binding.
AUGCACAUUCUUAGUUCUCACGGUUAUGAACAUAUCUCCAAAAGGUUACUAUGGCUAUGCUGGAAUGGAUUCCCGUUGAAAUGUGUCCCAUCAAAAUUGUAUAUGGAGAAUUUGGUUACUCUUGACUUGAGUCAUAGUCGCCUAAAACAAGUAUGGAAAGGAACCAAGAUGUUGGGUAAACUGAAAUUCCUUUACCUCAGUCAUUGCUAUUACCUAACCAGAACCCCUGACUUCUUUGGACUCAACAAUCUUCAGGAACUGUUGCUUAAUGAUUGCAUAAGGUUGGUAGAGGUUGACGAUUCUAUUAGAUUUCUCAAAAAACUUGUUCUAGAUAUGAAGAACUGUAAAAAACUUCAGAAGCUUCCCUCAAGCAUUUGGAUGUUGAAAACUCUUGAAAAUCUUGAUCUCUCUGGCUACUCCAUGCUUGGAAAAUAUUCUGGAAUCAAGCUAUCUAAAUCACUGUCCCCAUUCCUCUCAUUUUGGAAUUUCAGAACAAAGAGAGUGGAUUCUAUUUGUUUGUCACUUUCCCCUGUACUUGGCUUAAGUUGCUUAAAAGAAUUGAGCAUGGAAAACUGCAAUUUGUCAUGUCUACCAAAUGAAGUCGGGAAUUUGAUCUCAUUGGAGACUUUGGAUCUUGGCAGAAAUAAUUUGCGUACCUUACCGGAUAGUAUCUGUAACCUUACUCGCUUGAAGAAGUUGUAUUUGUCACACUGUGAUGUGUCGCAUCUGCCAAGUGAAAUCGGGAGGCUGGCCACCUUAGAGGCUUUGAUUCUUAAAGGUAACAGUUUAGUUAACUUACCGGAUAGCAUCUGCAACCUUACUCUCUUAAAGAAUUUGAAUUUGUCACUAUGUGACGUGUCACAUCUGCCUUGCGAAAUUGGGCGGUUGAUCUCAUUGCAAAAGUUAAAUCUUGGAGGAAACAAUUUACUUACCUUGCCGGAUAGUAUCUGUAACCUUGCUUGUUUGGAGGUGUUGUCUUUGCCACACUGUAAUGUGUCACAUCUGCCCGACAGAAUUGGAAUGUUGAGCUCGUUAAAGUGGUUUGAUCUUAGAAGUAACAGUGUUAGUAUCCUACCAAAUAGUUUCAGUGACCUUGCGAGCUUGGAAAUACUCUACUUGAGUAAUUGUGAAAGGCUCCAAUCACUUCCAAAGCUUCCAGCAAGUUUAUACCAUGUGGAUGCAAUCAACUGCACAUUACUACUAGAAAGAAUACCUACCGAAUUCAACUGGCCACCUGGGUUGUGCAAGCCUUUUCAGGAAUGGUCAAUGCAGAGAAUGUUUGGUGUGUAUCUUCCUGGGGAUGAGGUUCCCAAUUGGUUCCCGUACCAGUAUACAGGGUCAAAAUUAUCUCUUGGGGUACCACCUCUGGUAACUCGGAGAAUAAUUGGCUGGAAUUUAUGCAUAGUUUUCAGGACUCACAAAAAACCUGGUCAAAGGUCUUUUGUCACAGGAAUCCAUUUGUUUGGCGGGGAUGAAUUGGAGAUUGAGAUAAGUCCAGAUGACCAGGAGAAGACAGUGCCGUGGUUGACGGUGAAGAAGUGUGGGAUUCAACUAGUUUAUGAGGACGAUGUAGACAUUACAGGGACGAAUGUUUUGUAA